This is a messenger RNA of Aureobasidium subglaciale EXF-2481, 3669 nucleotides long. RefSeq lists its product as uncharacterized. The coding region runs from base 1 to 3669 and encodes 1222 amino acids. The transcript has a single exon. The record is from RefSeq and is a predicted model, not a curated record. NCBI's taxonomy places the organism in Eukaryota, Fungi, Ascomycota, Dothideomycetes, Dothideales, Saccotheciaceae.
AUGUUUUCUCAAGAGCCGCAGUCUUCUGGCAACACCUUCUCUCAACGUCUGGCGAGACCACGAACAAAGCAUAGCACUGAUGGUCUGGGCAAAGCUGAAACGAGGUCCACAAGGAUGACUCCGAUCAACACUACCAAUGAUUACACCGAAGACGCCCGAGUCUCAUUAUCCAACGAUUCGCCAUUGAGCUUUACUGGAUCUGCCUCUUUCCGAAACUCCGAGUCGCCCUCGAGGCCAACACCCAAUUCGGUUAAUGAAGUUCCCAGGCCAAGGAAGCACUCAGUGGUCACUUCUGGUAAUGCAUCUAAGCGCCACACAAUCGCCGUAGACAACUCCGAUGUCGAUGUUGCUGCGGCCAUUGCUCUUCUCCAAGAGUUAAAGAAACGUGCAUCGCCAGAAGAUUUGAUUCUUCUCCACAAGGCGUUGCUUCCCACCAGGAACGUGGAGCGAACCAUCGCUCCUGCUAAGCCCGAGGUCAAGGAUUGCGAAGAGCCGAUCUCUCCACUUAUUCGAAGAAGCUCAUUACUUCCAGCUGGUGUCAAGACCCGCUUAUCUCGCGAGCUUCUGAGAAACCACUCGGACAACAAUGUUACAGGGCGCUCAGCUUCCACCUCUAGACAGCGUGCACUGGCCGAGUCACCAAGGCUGGAUGUACCACUGGAUUUUGAAGCCUUGGAUCUAGCUGAGGGGAUACCCGAAGUUCAAGGAGGCCGUCCCACCACGCCAUCUGACUUCUAUCCUCAGAUUGGCACAUACAAGAUAGGCUCCUUGCGUAUCACCAACGGAUCCGCUUCGCCAGAGCCAGCUCGUCUUCUCAAAAGGGUCGAGAAAGCCGCUGUCCAACACAAGCCUUCGGUAUCAGGAUCAAUCUCUGGCGAAGGUUUCAUCACUGCCGAUGAAGGAGAGACUAGCCCAGAACUUGCCCGCCCCAGUCGCGCCACACUCGUCUCUCUACGAGCACCACGAAGAAGUUCCGAGCACGAAAUGGCCAGGACUUCGUCAGAAACCCGCGCAAGGUCAAAGAGUAGAGGUCCUCCGGUUCGUCGUGGUCUCGAGGCCGAGACAAGUAGAUCUGCUCCUCAGCCAGCUCAACCGCAAGUCGCGCAGCGUGCUUCCGAAUAUGCCCAGGAGUACACUUCCGAGUUCGAGACCCUGCAAAAUCCUCACAUGAACAGUCCAGAACUGACGACCGUUGUCUCGCGUCUAAGCACGGUACAAGAUGAGUCUCCAGUCGAGGGCGAUGUCAACGCUCGUGAGGAAGCUUUGAGGCAACUCACAGGUGACGCACCAUUGGCAGACGACCGUCGUGCAAAGCCCCAGUACCAGCAACACCUUGGCGCUGCUCGUCCCCCUAUGACCAAGAGUGACAGUGGAUAUAGCUCAGAGGCAUCGAGAAGAUCGAUCAUCAGGGAUAGCCAAUGUGAUGAAUUUCUUCACGCUGCCCUCGGUGCUGCCGACCAAGCCGAGCGCACUCGCUCUAAGGAGCUGCCUUCAGUCCCAUCUGCCAGACCUUCAUUGGAACGAAUCAACGAAGACAAGGUGUCGUCCCCUCACUCGCCAUACAUCCAGCAGCAGCUUUCAGCUGUGCAAAAAGCAGAGAGGCACAGAAGUCUACCAAGCUUCUUCUACAGGAAGUCCUCGAGCACAUCUGUCAACACUGUUGCUACGACACCUGUGACACCGGCCAAACAAACCAGGAAACUUCAGAAGUCUCGCCCUCGUUCGCAGAUCAUUGUCCCGGAGACAGUGCAGGAGCCAGAGCCAGAGCCUGUCUUACCAGAUAUCGAACCUGAAUUUGUUGAAGGCGCUUCAGAAGAUCUUUCUGUCAAUUUUUCUCGCCCAACACGUCGAUUGGAACGUGGUUCAUCAUCCUCCCCCCAGAACAAAGUAGAGGAUGACGUUGAUCCUCGCGGAAGAGGUCGUAGUCGCAAGCAUGAUGUCUCGACCACUGCUGCUGAAGACUCGCCUGACGGUACAGGCAGAAGGAGGAGCAGAAGUCUCUUCCGUUUCCGCAGUCGCAGCAGAAGUAAGAGUCAACAUCGCCGUGGAGAAGAGGUCGUUCUCUCUGUCGCCGACGAGCCCCUUCCUACUCAUGACUUCUCCGAUUUCGGCACAGUAGCACAAUCUCUUGGUCAAUCGCCCUACGAUAUUGCUACUAGACGUGUCAAGCAAAUGGGGGCUUACGAUCCAUCUAAGCCUUGGUUCUACCCUCAUGAAAUCAGUCGCGCCGCUCCCAAGCCUGAAUCCAGCUCGGAGAUGCGUCAAAGUCGUGACAAAUCCGUCGACCGUAGCAGACAGGACAGAGAACGCAGCCAGAGUCGUCCCCACGAGUCGAUUGAUGCUGUACUGUCAAGCUCGAGACCGCCAACAAGAGGAAAGUCGAGAAGAUCUCAAAGCGCUCACAGCACUGUCACUCCACGCAUACCAGAAUCAGUGCCCGAGCUGCCGAAGCAAGUCGAGACAAUGUCUGGUACCUUCUCACGUCCCGCAUCAAAAGAUGGCACGGUCAGAGUUGGCACUAUUGAUUUCGGCACAGGUUUUGCACAAGGCCGUCUUGAACCCAUUCUUAGCAGCUCUGAGAAGGCAAAGACAAGACGUCGUACGCAGUCCGUUUCUGCAAGAGCCCGCCCUAGUAGUGCUGUGGUUCCUGAAGAGCCGAUGCCCCAACGCGAAACGCAGAAAUCGAUACCACUAUCCUCGAGCGAAGCACUCAAGUCACCAGUGCGCGAGCUACCUCAGGUACCUGCAAAGAAAUCCCCACGAGCAGCAUCUCGUGAGCAACCCCAAGCCCCAUCUCGAGCACCACCAAGGGUCCCAGCACAUGGGAAGCAACCCGCCAACGUGCAGCCUGUAUUGUCGGUGUCCACGAAUUCCGCCCAGCUCAAGGUCUCAGCCUCUGCACCUCACACGCCUGUCUCGCCAGUAUCUCCCAGUGCAAGACCUUCUUGGGAAAGCCAAGCGUUGGCCUGGCGUGAACGUAAACAAAACAUGACUGAGAUGCUCUCGUCUCCCGCGGGCGAGAGAAAGAGCUUCAUCGCUCCCAAGCCUACCUCUCCGGCUAUUCAGGCUUACUCACCCACGAUGCAGGCACCUCGUCGUGCUCCGACUGUGAUUGUGUCUCGAUACAUCACACCGCAGAGCUCAGAGUUCGCCAUGCAUUUAAACGAAGAGGACCCUUACAGGAGGCUUCACUCUGACAAUCCUAGUGAUCUGCGUCCUGCCCAGGAAGAUGUCGAACGCACUGACUCCAGCUCGACCUACCGUACUGCCACUUCGGAAAGAUCUCAAGACUCUUUCGCGUCCAGAGAUAGCGCUAAAUAUCGCGCGUACCACCCUGUUGAGGACGCUGCUCCCGAGAGGACUUCACACUCAUCAGCUCCUAGGAGCAACACCACCCAGAAGAGAUCGAGUCGUGUGAUGGAGCAGCCUGCCCCCCAGCCCAUGCCUCGACCUCAGCGUCGCUCCACGGCACCCACAGAGAACCAAGACGUUGCAUUCGACAGAUUCUCUGGCGGCUUGGGCUAUGGAUGGGAGCGUGGCGUCGGUUUCGCCGGCAGUGCUGGUACAAGACAAAAGAAUGACAGCAAGGCUGCUAGAAGAAGUGUGGUCAUCAGCCAGGACUUUGGCGUUGAUCUGAGCGAUGUGCCUGUUUUCAUGAUCAGAAACUAG